UCGCGCCAAUUUCGGUUGGUCUGCCACACUCCGCCUCACCGCCGUUCUUUGCUCCCAGGAGUGAAACUCCUGAACCUGCCAACUGCUGCCGCACGGCCCCUAGCAGCAAUGGCACUUAAGGACUACGCGCUCGAAAAAGAAAAGGUUAAGAAGUUUCUACAAGAGUUUUACCAGGAUGAGGAAUUUGGGAAGAAGCAGUUCAAGUAUGGGAACCAGUUGGUUCAACUGGCUCAUCGGGAACAAGUGGCAAUGUAUGUGGACCUGGAUGACGUAGCUGAGGAUGACCCUGAGCUUGUGGACUCAAUUUGUGAGAAUGCCAAGCGCUAUGCGAGGCUAUUUGCUGAUGCUGUACAAGAGCUGCUACCCCAGUACAAGGAAAGGGAGGUGGUAAAUAAAGAUGUCUUGGAUGUUUACAUUGAGCACAGACUGAUGAUGGAGCAGCGGAGCCGGGAUCCUGGGGCUAUCCGAAACCCCCAGAACCAAUACCCUCCUGAGCUCAUGCGUAGAUUUGAGCUGUAUUUUCAAGGUCCAAGCAGCAAUAAACCUCGUGUGAUCCGAGAAGUACGGGCCGACUCUGUGGGGAAAUUGGUAACUGUACGUGGAAUUGUCACUCGUGUUUCUGAAGUCAAACCCAGGAUGGUGGUCGCCACUUACACUUGUGAUCAGUGUGGGGCAGAGACCUAUCAGCCGAUCCAGUCCCCAACUUUCAUGCCUUUGAUCAUGUGCCCAAGCCAGGAGUGCCAGACCAACCGCUCAGGAGGGCGGCUGUAUCUGCAGACCCGUGGCUCCAAAUUUAUCAAAUUCCAGGAGAUGAAGAUGCAAGAACAUAGUGACCAAGUGCCUGUGGGAAACAUUCCUCGUGGCAUCACAGUGCUAGUGGAAGGAGAGAAUACAAGGAUUGCCCAGCCUGGAGAUCACGUCAGUGUCACUGGUAUUUUCUUACCAGUCUUGCGCUCGGGGUUCCGACAGGUGGUGCAGGGUUUACUCUCAGAAACUUACUUGGAAGCCCAUCGAAUUGUGAAGAUGAAUAAGAGUGAGGAUGAUGAGGCUGGGGCCGGAGAGCUGAGCAGGGAGGAGCUAAAGCAGAUUGCAGAGGAGGAUUUCUAUGAAAAGUUGGCUGCUUCAAUUGCCCCAGAGAUAUACGGGCACGAGGAUGUGAAGAAAGCACUGUUGUUGCUUCUUGUUGGUGGCGUUGACCAGUCUCCUCGAGGCAUGAAAAUCAGGGGUAACAUCAACAUCUGCCUGAUGGGGGAUCCUGGUGUGGCCAAGUCUCAGCUCUUAUCUUACAUUGAUCGUCUGGCACCCCGUAGCCAGUACACAACAGGCCGGGGCUCCUCUGGAGUGGGGCUAACAGCAGCUGUGCUGAGAGACAGUGUGAGCGGAGAAUUCACCUUGGAGGGUGGAGCCCUUGUGCUGGCUGACCAGGGCGUGUGCUGCAUUGAUGAAUUUGACAAGAUGGCUGAGGCUGAUCGCACAGCCAUCCAUGAGGUCAUGGAGCAGCAGACCAUCUCCAUUGCCAAGGCGGGCAUUCUUACCACACUCAAUGCCCGCUGCUCUAUCCUGGCUGCCGCCAACCCUGCCUAUGGGCGCUAUAAUCCCCGCCGAAGCCUGGAGCAGAACAUACAGCUUCCUGCUGCACUGCUAUCCCGAUUUGACCUCCUCUGGCUGAUCCAGGACCGGCCUGACAGAGACAAUGACCUUCGGUUGGCCCAGCACAUCACCUAUGUGCACCAGCACAGCCGGCAGCCCCCUUCCCAGUUCGAACCUUUGGACAUGAAGCUUAUGAGACGGUACAUAGCUAUGUGCAGAGAGAAGCAGCCCACAGUGCCCGAGUCUCUGGCUGACUAUAUCACAGCAGCAUAUGUGGAAAUGAGGCGAGAGGCUUGGGCCAGUAAGGAUGCCACCUAUACAUCUGCUCGGACUCUGCUGGCUAUUCUCCGACUUUCUACUGCUCUGGCACGCCUGCGAAUGGUGGACACAGUGGAGAAGGAAGAUGUGAAUGAAGCCAUACGGCUAAUGGAAAUGUCAAAGGACUCACUUCUAGGCGACAAGGGGCAAACAACUAGGACCCAGAGGCCAGCAGAUGUGAUAUUUGCCACUAUCCGUGAAUUGGUCUCAGGGGGCCGAAGUGUCCGGUUUUCCGAGGCAGAGCAGCGCUGCAUAUCACGUGGUUUCACACCUGCCCAAUUCCAGGCGGCUCUGGAUGAGUAUGAGGAGUUGAAUGUCUGGCAGGUCAAUACCUCCCGGACAAAGAUCACCUUUGUUUAACUGCUAUCUGCCUGAGACAAUGAACCAACCAGGAUUAUGCUGACCUGCUUGCUCUUCUGAAAAUGUAGUGACGCCCUGGAGGGGAAGGAGACCCCUUCUUCCCAUUGAUGCACUUGUUUUAUUCCUUUUGCUAAUAAAGUGUUGCCACCUUUUA
Messenger RNA from Marmota flaviventris (yellow-bellied marmot), 2422 nucleotides. RefSeq names its product minichromosome maintenance complex component 7 (gene Mcm7). The record is from RefSeq and is a predicted model, not a curated record. Gene Ontology annotation, molecular function: ATP binding; single-stranded DNA helicase activity; single-stranded DNA binding. Lineage: Eukaryota; Metazoa; Chordata; Mammalia; Rodentia; Sciuridae. Gene Ontology annotation, cellular component: nucleus; MCM complex. Gene Ontology annotation, biological process: double-strand break repair via break-induced replication; DNA replication; DNA replication initiation.